Messenger RNA from Colletotrichum tamarilloi, 288 nucleotides. RefSeq lists its product as uncharacterized. The transcript has 2 exons. NCBI's taxonomy places the organism in Eukaryota, Fungi, Ascomycota, Sordariomycetes, Glomerellales, Glomerellaceae. The coding region runs from base 1 to 288 and encodes 95 amino acids. The record is from RefSeq and is a predicted model, not a curated record.
AUGACGCGAGUAGCCUUUUCGACCAUUCGUAUACGCCCCUCAACACUGGGAAUACUCGAGAAUACUCCAGGUGAAAACCUCCAAGGAAGAAAAGAAGCAAUCCCAGCUAAGGUUCUGCGCCGUACGAUUACCUGCGUGCAAGUUCGCAACGUCCCGCUGUGUGGCGCCCCAUCUUGGUGGCCGGCAAAGCAGCACGGCCAACACCUUAACGGGCUAAAGCCCAGCCCAGCGGCAGCGGGGGGUGAAGAGACCUCGCUUGCGGCUUGCCUCCUUGCUGGAUCCAGAUGA